GAUUGGCGCUAAAAAAAAAGAGAGAAGAAAAAAGAAACUGAGAAAGGCUUGGGGACCAGAGAGCGAGCCGAGAGCGAGUCGGGGCUCUCAGGGCCCCUUCCGCGUCCGAGCACACCGCGUCUCUGGCCGAGCCCGUAGGCACCCGAGGCUUCUCCCCGGAGCGGGCCAGACCCCAGGCGCUCCAAGGCCUUCGGGUCGCGGGGCAGUCCCGGGAGGCGGCCGCCCUCGGGGCGGGACAGCUCCUGGUAGUGCCACCGCCGCCAGGCGGUCUCCAAGCGGCGAUCUCCAAGCGCUGCUCGGCCUUGGGCCAGGAGGGGAGGGUCCGGCCUUGCCCGGUAGACGUCCAUUGGCGGCUUCCCCCGGCCUCCGCGCCAUGCCGCCGGCUGUGUGAGCCGCUGCGGGCUCCAGAGCCCCCAGGUGCCCGCGGGCGCGCCAGGGCCGUUGGGUAGGGGGCGCCGCACUCGCCAUGCUGCGCGGGCCCCGGGCCCUGGCUCCGGCCGCUGCGCAGCCCGCAAAGGGGGUGCCCUCUUUGAGCCCCACGGAGCUGUGGCCGCCCGGCCUCAGCAGCCCCCAACUCUGCCGGGCCACCACCACCUACCACACCUCGCUGUACCCGCAGACGGUGCCUCCUGCCGCGGCACCUAGCACCUGCCUCGACGCCACUCCCCACGGACCCGAGGGCCAAGUUGUGCGAUGCGUGCCGGCAGGCCGGCUGCCGGCCAAAAGGAAGCUGGACCUGGAGGGAAUCGGGAGGCCAGUGGUUCCGGAAUUCCGGACUCCCAAGGGGAAGUGCAUUCGAGUGGAUGGCCUCCCCAGCCCCAAAACCCCCAAGUCCCCCGGGGAGAAGACUCGGUAUGACACAUCGCUGGGGCUUCUCACGAAGAAGUUCAUUUACCUCCUGAGCGAGUCUGAGGAUGGGGUCCUGGACCUGAACUGGGCUGCUGAGGUGCUGGAUGUGCAGAAGCGGCGCAUCUACGACAUCACCAACGUGCUGGAGGGCAUCCAGCUCAUCCGCAAGAAGGCCAAGAACAACAUCCAGUGGGUAGGCAGGGGACUGUUUGAAGACCCCACUCGACCUGCAAAGCAGCAGCAGCUUGGGCAGGAGCUGAAGGAGCUGAUGAGCAAGGAGCAGGCGUUGGACCAGCUCAUCCAGAGCUGCUCCCAGAGCUUCAAGCACCUGACUGAGGAUAAAGCCAACAAGAGACUGGCCUAUGUGACCUACCAGGACAUCCGCGCCAUGGGCAACUUUAAGGAACAGACGGUGAUCGCUGUCAAGGCCCCUCCACAGACGCGACUGGAGGUGCCCGACAAGGCUGAGGAGAACCUGCAGAUAUAUCUGAAGAGCACCCAAGGGCCCAUUGAAGUCUACCUGUGCCCGGAGGAGGUGCAGGAGGUGGAGAGUCCUGCCAAGGAGCCCCUCCCCUGCACCUCCGCCCUCAGCCCCAGCCCUGACUGUGCCCAGCCCAGCAGCAGCACUGACCCUGACAUCUUGGAGCUUGAGUCAUCCUCAGAACCAGCGCUGACUCCACCACAGGUGCCACUGCCACCGUCACCAUCCCUUGUCCCCUUGGAGGCCACCGACAGCAUGCUGGAGCUGUCGCACCCACUUCUGCAGCAGACCGAGGACCAGCUCCUGUCCCCGACCCUGGCGUGCAGCCCCCUGAUCAACUUCUCUCCGCCCCUGGACCAGGAUGACUACCUGUGGGGCUUGGAUGGGGGAGAGGGCAUCAGCGAUCUCUUCGACUCCUACGACCUUGGUGACCUGUUGAUUAAUUGAGGGGCCGCAGCAGCCCACCCCCAUCUCUACCUCCUUGCAGACAGACUGACAGGUCCUCUGCCUGCACAGGGACAUUGGACACAAGGUGCCACCCUCAGGGCAUGAGAGUCUCCUCUCCUUUCUGACCUCCCUGCCAGCAGAAGCUGUCUGGGGACAGGUGGAGGGUGUGGGGGAGGGGCACAUGAGGGGUUGGGUCCUGUCCUUCCUCUCUGACCUCUGACCUCUCACGUGAAGGACCACAGGUGCAGGUUAUUAGGUUCAGGGAAAGGCCCCGCCACCUCCUUUUGGGGGGUCAUUAGGACCCUUGAUUUUCCAAGAAGCACUUAAUGCCCUUGUAUUUAUUUCAGGUUAAGUUGUGUUUAUCAUUCUUCCUGAGUUUUAGCAGGGAGAUUGUUUUAGUUUCUGGCAAGGCUUCUCCUCAGAUAGGUCCAUUCCCGCCCACUGUCCAAGGGCAGGCCUUCUAGGGGCCCAGACCAAUUCCCGGGUGUCCCCACAGUGGUGGACACUGGUCUCUGAGGAGUUGUCCAGUUUACCAGAAAGCUCAUUGCACUUAGGCCUCAUGAUUAUCACAAGUGCCAGGCCCUUGACCUCUCCAGCCGAGGUGUCAGCCUGGGACUCCUGGUCUUCAUCUCACAGAAGGUUCCAGCGGCCAUCUUGGGGCAGGCAGCUUUGUGGUUCCUGUGGAAAUAGGAGCAGCUGGUCCAGGAGACUCCUUUCCUAGGGAAUUCCUUACCUCUUCCUCACCUUAGAAUGUAAAAGUGAUCUCCCAGGGAGGCAGCAGAGAAGACUCUGAGGACAGACAGGAGUGUGCAGUGGCCACUCUGGCUGCCGUGGACACCUGAGCCCGGGGAGGCAGAGGCAGGUCCACCAGAGAAGAGGAAGAGGCGGGAGCAGGGACCUGCAGGAAGUAUGGCCCCAUGGCUGCUGGUGCCCUCCCCACUGUCAGGGAGCACGCACCUGUGUGCCCCAUUGUUGAAGGGGAUAAUGUUUUAAGGACAUCCCCUUCCCUCCAGUUCUCACAGAUCUCUAAGGACAAAGGUGGCCAGGGCUUGGUGGCACGUUUGCUCCUUUGUGUCACUGUAAUGCUGAAGGGGGUCUUCACGGCAGACCAGGCCUUGGCAGUUAACAAGAUAGGUUUGUGUCACCCUUUCAGGCAUGGGGACUUGAGAAGCUCUUUCGGCUUUAUCUGCCCAGUCCCCCAGGGGCCUGACCAUCCCACCGUGGCCCUGCAGCCUUCUCACCCAGCCCACCUGGGCUGAACCAAGGCUGUGCCUUCUGGAGAGAGGCACCCAGGUGUGGUGGUCUGAAAGACCUUCCACCCACCCUCAGGGAGCUAGGGUUCCUCAGGAGCUCAGCUGGGCAGCACUUUUUUUUUUUUUUAAUGUUUGUAGCAUUAAGUUGAUUUAAAAUAUGAAGUUGACUUUGUUGAAUUGAAGUUUGGGGUGUGAGCUUGAGAGUGGGGCCUAAUGUGAGCUAAUGCCCAGUUGGAGGCAGCUAUGCUUUGUGGUUGGCUCAACUUCCUGGGCCCCCAAGUUAGCCCUCCCAGGAGUAGACAGAGGCUCACAGAUACCCUUCUCUCAUUUUGUAUGCUUUAUGGACAUGGAUUCGGUCUCCAUUCCCCAAAACCUCACAGGGGUCUCAUUAGAAGCCCACUGGAAGCCCGGGCUGGGUGUGGCUUUGGCCCCUUUCUGGGGGGUGAGGUCUGCUUUGGGGCAAGUGGGGCUGGAGGGAAUGUUCCUGUCCCAAGGUCUCUGCUGGGCUGCCACUGAACCAUGCACAAGCUCUGAGGACAGAGAUGCUUGACCUCCAUGCCUUGGGCCCUGUCUGGAGUGUUCUUCUAGAAUCAAAUUGCAGAAAGGGAGAAGAGGCCUGCAGGACCCAUUUGGAAUGAGUCGAAUGCUGAAGUGUGGCCAGAGUUUAAGCUCAUGUCCCCCAGGCCCAUCCACGGGGCUGGACAGAGGGCCUUCCUGAGCAGCGGCCUCUGCCCACUCCUGGGCUGUCCCCUUCACACCCUGCCUGAAGGUCGAGGGUUUAAGCCUCUUUCUUGCCAGUAACCCUUGAAACCUCCUAAAUUCUGUAGAGCGCUUUGAGAACGCCAUUUUGAGUGUUCAUUUCCUUCCAGGGCCACAUGAACUUUAAAACUAGGGCGAGAGAAAAGCCGGUUUCUUUCUGAAGUAAAUGAUUUCUGCCAGGAAAUUUCUCAGCCCCACCAGCAGCCCCUAAGUCACUCAUGUCCCCAGGGAUAUCAAAGGCUUGGGGACUCAGGGAACUGAGUAGCAUUAAGUUGUUAGUAGACUUGAAGAUUCAAAGAGCUUUCCUAACGAACACCACUGAAGGUGUCAGGAUUCCCUUCUCCACAGUCGGUGGUCAGCUAUGGCUGCAGGGAAGAGGGAGAUGGCCAUGGGGUGGCUUGACUUUGUCCCUUUCCCAGCCUGUGGUGUUCUCAGCUUUGUUCUGCACAGUGUUUAGGGUUAGAGUGAAUCUGGGUGCGCCAGGUACCCCAGUGUUGUGUGGCUUAGCGCAUUUGAAGAGAAAGCCUUUGGGGUUGUUUGUAAAUGUCUUCCGGGUUCUUGUCAUUGUAUCCUGAGGUCCUGCCUCAUCCUGGGACCCCGUCCUCCCAUGAGGGCCCUCAGUGACCAGGAUGGCCACAGGCCCAGCUAGCCUACUGGCUGCUGGGCGACAUGAAAAAGCCUUGCAACUGUCAUUUGUCUUGAGGGUGAACUGGCCAGAGGGAACUUGGUCCCUGUGCCUGGGACUCCAUGCGGGUCAUUCACCUCUGGGCCACGCUCCCUGGGUCCUCCUUUUUGAGUACCAGCGGGGCCUCCUUGUGUUGAGAUGUUUGGGCAUUAAAGCAUGGCAGCGUGGGAACUCUG
This is a messenger RNA of Marmota monax (woodchuck), 4650 nucleotides long. RefSeq names its product E2F transcription factor 2 (gene E2f2). The record is from RefSeq and is a predicted model, not a curated record. Bases 467 to 1777 code for a protein of 436 amino acids. The transcript is spliced from 7 exons. Gene Ontology annotation, cellular component: RNA polymerase II transcription regulator complex. Gene Ontology annotation, biological process: regulation of transcription by RNA polymerase II. Gene Ontology annotation, molecular function: DNA-binding transcription factor activity, RNA polymerase II-specific; RNA polymerase II cis-regulatory region sequence-specific DNA binding; protein dimerization activity. NCBI's taxonomy places the organism in Eukaryota, Metazoa, Chordata, Mammalia, Rodentia, Sciuridae.